Messenger RNA from Dermacentor andersoni, 2234 nucleotides. RefSeq names its product DNA damage-regulated autophagy modulator protein 1-like. The record is from RefSeq and is a predicted model, not a curated record. NCBI's taxonomy places the organism in Eukaryota, Metazoa, Arthropoda, Arachnida, Ixodida, Ixodidae.
AAUGAGAAGCGAUCGCAGCUGUGCUGGGAAGGGGAGCUUCCACGCGAGGCACAGCGACGUCCUCUACGGGCACGCUUUUGUUGCGCAGCUGCGUGUGGCACACAGAUGCGUGCGACGACAGCGUGCUGGGUACGCGUGGCUUUCUGCACAGCAACACCCUAUGACGAGAAGGAUUUAUUCGUGUCACCCAGGAGUUCUCUUUUACCGGGCUACCCGAGGACGAGACCUGCGACUCCCGCGCGGCGACCUUCAGGCUCGACCGGGUGAGCCAACCGUCGACUUCACCCGGAAAGCAGGCGCUCGCAGAUGACUCGCUGGACAACUCAUAGAUCAUCAAACGGGCCGGCAGGAAGGAAACUACCUGCGCGUUGUCAGCGGCAUGGAGAUCAAGGUCUCCAAGCUCCACUGGUUCCCAUGGAUCUUUGUGUUCACGCUGACGAUCACCGUCAUGAUCGUCUACGCGUGGAGCGUCCUCAUCGGCGACGUGCCUGUGUUCUUACCGUACGUCAGCGAUGCUGGUGGCAAUCCUCCGCAAAGCGCACUAUUCGGACUCGCCCUGAUCGCCUGCAUCCUUUCGGGCUUGAUACCCAUGCUGGUGCGCUUCUUCGCGGUUCGAGCGGUGGAGUGCAAGCGCAAGAAGUUCGUCACACUUCUCAACUACCUGUCGCUGAUUAGCGGCCUGCUGGCCGGCGUAGGUUUGGCCAUGGUCGCUACCAACCCCGUCAGUCACAUACGGCGGGAUGGCACAUGGUUGCUGCCGGUUCUCCUUCCACACAUCGCUGGCGCCGGUCUGGCUUUCGUUUUCUCGACGGGCUACUUCAUCAUCCAGGCCAUGUUCGUGUGGUUGCUGGGGCACGACCACUGUCGUCCAGUGCUCGGAUACGCCAGGAUAGUCGCCUCGUUGGCCACCAUUGGCGGUGCUAUAGCCAUGGCCGCGUUUGCUCCAUUCAACAGCCUAGAAGACUUCAAGCCCAACCCACAUCGUGGCACUAUUUAUCGCGGCCUCAGCCCAUGGUCCUCCGUUGGAGAGUGGAUUCUCAUCAUCGGUCUCAUGUGCAACUUCCUCACGCUUUCCGCGGACAUGAAGGCGGUCAACGUCACCAUCAACCUAGAGAACGUCGUUGUCAACAGUGAAGCGCAGCAGGAGAAAGAAUCGAACAAUGAGAUGAUGAAGUUCUAGUGGGAUCACGCGGCGGCGUGGACAUUGCAGUGCGGGUUUCGCCGUUAAGGUCAAUGGGCAUUCAGGGCGCCUCCCAGCACUGGUCAUCAAACGAGCCUCACGAAGUGGUUUUGUGUACGAAACGGCAAGUUGCAUUAGGAACCGGAACCCACUCCUGUGAACUGUGUGCACUGCGUUACGAACUGUUGCUGGUUAGUUCAUCUUAGUCGCUGAAGAGUCGUUGCUAGCUACUGGCAGAAAGUCUGCGAUGAUAUUCCAAAAUAUCUAGUGUAUGUAGUCAGGAAGGAUACCUCGUCUGGCAAGUUUAUAGAAUUCACUUGGAAUCCGCAUCAUUGAGCUUCAAGCAAGAGGGAGAGGAAGCAAGAGAGAGUCAGCACAGUCGGAUCGUUUGACUUCAGGCUCGUUUACUUGAAAAGCAACGUGAUGUUAAGCACUAAUGUUCAACUUGACAUGCAGUAAAAAGGGAAGCGACAAUUCGAAAUCUCAGAAAGCCGGACAGAAACUAUUUAAAGAAAUAGUGUGAUUUGAUUUGUGAAUCAAACUAAGUGACCACAGAUGUUCAGGACGACGAACACUCCAGGAACGAUUAAAACAGUAGUCUCAAUUUGGUGUGCUGGUAGCACGUGGCCAGCGUUCCUUGCUAAACGAUGGCAUGGAUUGCAAUCACCACUUUGCUCAAAUUUGGCUGUUGCUUAUCAGAUGUACGGGCCAUGCGGCUAGAGCUUGAAAGAAAACAAUUUAGCCAGGUUCAGAGCGUUUCUGGUGACUAGCUAUUAUGCAACUCUACAAUCGUGACAUUACCUCGUCAAAUCCAUGUGUCAGUUUCUAAAGCAUGCCCUCGUAUACGUAGAAAGUUCCAUUAUUACGCCGUUUUUAAAGCAAUACAUGCAGCAUAUAAGACUCCACGUUGCUUCUACAUGUCCACUUUGAACGGGAAACGCUCAGAGAAGCUCGCAGCGCCUUAGUCGCAGGUUGAACGCACACAUACAUAUAUUGAAACCUGUAAAUACUCUGUACAUUUUGUAUUAAAAUGCUUCAUUUAUUUCUUUUCUUA